UCUCUCUCUCUCUCUCUCUUCUCCCUCUCACCUCCUCUCAUCUCCUCCCUCUCCUCUCCUUUCUUCUCUCUCAUGAAUGAAUAAUAUUGACUACAAUGUCGGAUAAGCCUCAGGUCAGCGAGGUGGACGACGUCCCUGCGCCUGUCAAACGCAGCUGCGGCGCCCGCUUCGUCGCCCACUACAAGAAGUGGUGGUGGGUGCAUCUCAUCGUCUUCGUCGCGGUGUUUCUGAUCAUCGCGUUGCCUGUAGUCUACGUCGGAUAUCCACACAUUGCACAGAGCGACGUCAACAAAUCAACCCUGAACGUCACCUCGAUGGUGGUCACCAACCCGACCCCGGAGAGCUUCCAUAUCGACCAGGUCCAAGUCAUCGGCAGCCAUGUCGCGUACCACCCGCAGCUGUACGCCUUCAACGCCUCCAUCUCGCUGGCCGGUGCCGCCUCGUUUGCUUCGGCGCUGAUCCCCGCCGUCAAGGCCAUCAACGGCGCCACGGUGACCGUCAACCAGGAACUGGAUGUGACCAGUCUCUCGGCCUUUACGGACUUCACCACUGCCUUUCUGCUUAACGAGGAGGUUGGCUUGAACAUCUACGGCAAGCCACAUCUCAAGCUGGGUGGUUUGCCUGAGAUUACUGUUACCUACAACAAGACGGCCACCAUGAAGGGCCUGAACAAGUUCAAAGGAUUCACUCUAACAGACUACUCGCUCGUCGCCCCCGCGAACUCCAACGGAACCAAUUUCAAGGGCACGGCCAUCAUCCCGAACGCAUCCCCUGCGACCUUCUCUUUCGGCAACGUCACCCUCCAACUAGCAGCCAACGGAACACACAUCGGCGAGUCCUACCUGCAAGACCUGGUGGUCAAACCGGGCAACAACUCCGUCUUCAUGACCUCGACCGUCAACGAGACCAUUGUCGUCGACCUGAUGUUCGGCACGGAUGCCCCUUACCCGGAUGGGAUUGUUCCCAUCGUCAUCACGGCGGACGCGGCCAAUGCGAGCGUCUACGACGGAAAGGUCUUGUCGUAUUAUAGUCAUGCGCUGGCGGAGAAUACGAUGAACAUCAAGCUGAAUCUUUCUUCUCUUUUUUGAUUCAUUUCUUUGGAUAUCCUUUGGCUACGAGUGACGAGAAAUAGUGAUGGUAUAUAAGUGAUAAUGAUUGACACUGGUAAUUAGAUUAGGUAUUGUAGAGUAUACUUGUAUACUAUCUAGACAGUACUAUCCUAAUUGGUAUUU
This is a messenger RNA of Penicilliopsis zonata CBS 506.65, 1232 nucleotides long. RefSeq lists its product as hypothetical. The transcript has 4 exons. Bases 96 to 1088 code for a protein of 330 amino acids. Gene Ontology annotation, cellular component: fungal-type vacuole membrane. NCBI's taxonomy places the organism in Eukaryota, Fungi, Ascomycota, Eurotiomycetes, Eurotiales, Aspergillaceae. The record is from RefSeq and is a predicted model, not a curated record.